GGGCUUAAUUAUGCCAUACAUAACUUAUCUCUGUAAAGGCCUUAGUUCUCCAUAUUUAUGAGUUUUUCCUUUUGGACAGUAAGGGAACGCAAAAAAAGAAAAGAAAGAAAAACGACUCCAGCUCUUCCUUGGUGAUACAAUCUUGAUUAAGUGCUUUGAGGUUUUGGACUUGGUCUGGGUGGCUCUGUGAUUUUUGAAUUAGGCUUGGCGGCUUUAACACUUUUGGAAUUUAGCCUUGGAAGCCUUGAGAAUUUUAGUCAUGGCACCUGGUCGUCGCACCACUCGAUCUACUGCUCAAAGUCAACAAGUUGAACCAGUCAUUGAUCCUCCUGCUCCACCUUCACAAGUUGUUCGUACUACUCGGUUGAGUAUAGAGAAUCAACAAGUUGAACCAGUCAUUGAUCCUCCUGCUCCACCUACACAAGUUAUUCGCACUACUCGGUCGAGUUUAGAGAAUCAACAAGUUUGUCGCACCACUCGAUCUACGGUACUCAUUCAACGACCUAGAACCACCGCACAAUCUAAUGUAGAGAGAGAACACCCUCAAGGCUCCACACACCCUACUGUACAGGGUGAACAAGUCAAUGUGAUGACCCAUUUUGAUACCGAAGACGAUAAUCAAUCUUCCCAAGUUCCAUCAGGACAAACAUCUUCCUUUAAGCCACGUGGAGUUACUCGCAGCUUGACAACUACAACUAUAGCUAAGGCAUCAUCAACUGGAAAAGUGUCAAUGAUUUUUAAUGCGGAGUGUCAUUGGAUUCAUUAUUCGGAAUCAUGGUACAUUUCAUUAUAA
Humulus lupulus (European hop) is the source of this 793-nucleotide messenger RNA. RefSeq lists its product as uncharacterized. Lineage: Eukaryota; Viridiplantae; Streptophyta; Magnoliopsida; Rosales; Cannabaceae. The transcript has 5 exons. The coding region runs from base 260 to 793 and encodes 177 amino acids. The record is from RefSeq and is a predicted model, not a curated record.